AAAAAGAAAUGCUGCACUACUCGGACAAGAUUGACAAGAUGGUGAGGCGAGACCGCCAGAGUGUGGUUGUGCUAGCGUCUGUCGCGCUGGGGGGGGCGGCAUUGAUCAGUACAGUUUUCCUUAUGAAGGACAGAAUUGGCCAAAUGGCGAGGGGAAUCUACUACCGCUGGUGGAGUCACAGGGCCAGGGUGGAAUCGAUGUUGGAUUUCGUGUAUGGAAAUGGAGAGGAGGGUUCCCCGGAGAGCGUGUUGAAGGCGGUUGACAAGUGCGGUUGGAAUUACUCUCCGUUGAUGUGUGUUGGAGAUGUGAAGGGUCUAAUUCUUGACAAUAUAGUAAUUCACCACAAGCCUAAGGUGGUGGUCGAGUUGGGUGGUCAUUUUGGGUAUUCAGCAAUAAGGAUAGCGCGUCUGUUGGAUGAGGAUGCGAAGUUGUAUUCGAUAGAGAUAUCGCCACUGUGCGUGGCGAUAUCUAGAGAGCUGAUUCGCUUCGCGGGUCUGUCGAAUAAGUGUACGGUGGUGCUGAGCAGCUCGUCAAAGGCGAUAAUGGAGCUGAAGGAAAAGUAUGGCAUCGAGCAUGUGGACCUGCUGUUCAUAGACCACGUGGGGAAGUUGUAUUUGCCGGACUUGAGGCUCAUGGAAGAGGAGGGCCUGAUCAAGAGAGGGUCUGUCGUCGUGGCGGACAAGGUGCACUACAAUUUUGUGGUAGAUUACUUGGCGUACACAUCGAAUGAGAAUCGAAUCUACAAGUCAGCGCUGCAUGAGACGUACCUGCAGUACAGCACCAAGCUUAGGGACGCAAUUCAGGUAUCGGUUCAUAAUUGAUGACGUUUUUAAGUAGGCGGAACAGACGCAUACAUGAAUGUGUACGUCAAUUUGUGUGGGGGUUUACGGUACGUUUAUUUUGCGUGCUUGAGGCGGUGGUGGAGAAGACAGAAUGCGUGAGAAUGGGCGCUUAGGGUGCAUGCAGGGGGGUUUUGUUUGGGACGUUUUUUGACGAAAAAAAAGACAAAGGUGGUUGGAAUUCGAGAAGGGCGAGUUAGUGGUUGUUUUGAAUUGAUUGUGGUGCGGGUCUCGGGCGAAAAUGAGUUUGGGAAAGUUUUCGCAUUCCCGAGAGGGGAGAGGUGGCGUCCGUGUCGGAGGAGUUGUGUUGGAAUUUGACGGGGACGUGUGAGACGUGACAAACAAUAGAUUGACAUGUCUCAUUUCGUUUGGCGUCGCCAGAAGGGUGACUUCGCGCCGAAAGACGUGUUCCUUCCCCUCCCCCCUAGGCGUUACAUGGACACCCCGAAGUGCCUGAUUCGUUCCCCUUCCGAAGGCCCGUCAAAUUCCGACUCUAUACACAAACGCAACAAAGCUUUUUUUUUUUUUUCAGUAUGGAGGGUGCCAUUCAUGUCUACGGUUAUGCAGGUCGUGGAAGCGGAAGACGUCAAGCCGUCGCAAAAUAGUGAGGCGCCUAAGGAUUUCAAGUACUACUCUAACCUUACUGGAUACUGCGUGGCGAUUAACUAUGUAAUUGGGGUGGGCAUAUUGGAAAUUUCAUACGCGUUCAUGCGGGCGGGCCUGGUGCUCUCUACUUUGAUGAUGUUUGUGUCGACGGCAAUUUUGAUAGUGAGCGCGCUAUUUUUGGUGGAGGUACGCAGGCUACAGGGUGCCCAACUCUCGUUCCUAAAGCACAGCGCAAAGAUAAAAGUCGAGACAGGAUUGUGUCCUAUAGAAAGAAAGCCAUUUCACUAACAAGCAAACUUAAAAAAAACCCUGUGAGGUGGGUCCGGUGGUGAGUAGUCGCAAGCGAGAGUACAGGCGUUGUGUAGGAGAAGGAAUGUGAACGAAUACAUGUCCGAUGACGAUCCAAAUUUGUUCUUAUUGUCAAACAAAAAAUACGAAAUUAAUGAAAUGCUGGAUGUGGCUGUGGGCAAAUGGGCGUCAAACGCGUAUUCGACUAUUAUAUCUCUUUUCAUGUAUACUGCAUUGCUGAGCUACUCUACUGUCGUUGCGUCUAGUUUGGUGACCCUCGUUCCCUUCCCUGGUAUUACAACUGAGAUCUACUGUAAUGUGUACGCGUCACAAAUCGAACCGUCAUGUUUGCUGUCGUACAACUUGUACUUGGUGAUAUUUUUCCUGCUCGUCCUACCAAUCGCUUUUUUGGAAAUUAGUGAACAAAAGAUCCUCCAGAUAGCACUCACAAUCUUUCGUUUCGUCACUAUUUUUAUAAUCGUCAUCACUACAUUGAUAGCCCUCUUCGCUAUGCCCUACGGCUCGUUAUUCAUAGAUUCUAAACCUUACAGCAGCUUCACGGACUCAUUUGUCCCGUCUGGCAUCCCAAUUAUCUACGCAACGAUUGUGUUCGCUCAACUUUGUCACCACUCUGUUCCAGGUGUCAUUCAGCCUAUCAAAAAUAAACACCGGAUCCGCUGGGUCUUUCCAUUCGCUCUCUUUACGACCUUUCUCAUGUACGCCCUCGUCGGUCUUAUCACAUCGGCCUACUUCGGUACAAACGCAUUUCCCAUGAUCAACCUCAACUGGAUCACCUACACUGGUGCCGGUUUUAACGGACAAAACAUUCCCGUCUACGCAAGAAUUAUCUCCGCCGUCGUCGUCCUGUUUCCCAUCAUAGAUAUCGUAUCCGCAUACCCGCUUAACAGCGUCACCCUCUCGUCGAAUCUGUAUUCUGCCCUCCCCGCCAGCGUCCGCAUGCGCGACAGCAAACUCAUCAAAAUUGCCCUUCGACUCGUCGCCUCAAUACCGCCCAUCAUCUUAUCGUCUUUCAUCCGAGACCUAGGCGUUAUCGUGCAAAUCUCCAGCGUGUUCGGGUUUUUCAUCACCUUCUUCGCUCCUGCAAUCCUGCAACUCGCCACGAAAAAAAAGUGCCUCAAGGAAUUCGGCCGACAUAGUACCAUCUACAGCUUCAAGUUCCUCGACUAUGACUUUAUCUCCUACAUCAUACUGGCCCUCGGGAUCAUUUCCCCGAUCGUGCAAGUCAUCGUCAUCAUCCUCGAGAGACUAGGUAUUCUAAAAUAGCAACCACAAUAAAUCUGUCCCUUUUCACAUC
Messenger RNA from Schistocerca gregaria, 3048 nucleotides. Its product is annotated as transmembrane protein 104 homolog. NCBI's taxonomy places the organism in Eukaryota, Metazoa, Arthropoda, Insecta, Orthoptera, Acrididae. The coding region runs from base 1833 to 3017 and encodes 394 amino acids. The record is from RefSeq and is a predicted model, not a curated record. The transcript is spliced from 4 exons.